Messenger RNA from Solanum dulcamara, 4354 nucleotides. RefSeq names its product protein phosphatase 2C and cyclic nucleotide-binding/kinase domain-containing protein. The record is from RefSeq and is a predicted model, not a curated record. The transcript is spliced from 17 exons. The coding region runs from base 398 to 3727 and encodes 1109 amino acids. Gene Ontology annotation, molecular function: ATP binding; protein kinase activity; cation binding. Gene Ontology annotation, biological process: protein phosphorylation. Lineage: Eukaryota; Viridiplantae; Streptophyta; Magnoliopsida; Solanales; Solanaceae.
GAAACAGCCACAGAAAGAGUCGCGUGUCAAGCAAAGCGCGUGGUUUGUGAUAGUACUUCCAACUAGAAGCGAAAAAGAGAUAGAGGCCAAGCCCUUCCACACAUGCACUGUUUACGCUCGCACACAAACACACGCUCUCUCUCUCACUACUUGCAGUGUCCAUCUAUUUGAGAAAGAAGGAGGAAACCCAUUUUGUUGAAUUGCAUUUACAAUACACUCUAAAUUGCUGUUCAAAUUCAACUUUACUACUGUCAUUGACAAGGUGCUGCUAAUUUUUGCGGAAGUUAGGAAUAGGGGCUUCUGAAAAUUUUGGUCGGUUAUUUGAAGGUAAAAAGUUGGUGAUGAAUUAUUUGGUAGUUUUGGGGUGUGGGUUUGUCUCAGUUUGCUGUUUAUAGUUAUGGGUUGUGUUUAUUCAAGAGCUUGCAUUGGGGAGAUUUGUGCACCAAGGAAUGCGGAUGUUAAAGAACCUGAAAAUGUGAAAGCUGCUGAAAUUGCUGUAUUUUCACCUGCCUCAUCAGAUGGGGAAGAUGGAGAAAUUAGAGAUCAAAUUAAUCAGUUAAGUCUAUCUAGGGACAAUGACAUUGGUAUAACCAGACUGUCAAGAGUCUCUGCACAAUUUUUACCACCUGAUGGUUCACGGGUUGUAAAAGUUCCAUCAGGGAAUUAUGAACUACGAUGUUCAUUUCUAUCUCAAAGAGGAUACUAUCCUGAUGCCCUUGAAAAGGCUAAUCAAGAUAGUUUUUGCAUUCACACUCCAUUUGGAACAAGUCCAGAUGAUCAUUUCUUUGGUGUUUUUGAUGGCCAUGGAGAGUAUGGAGCUCAAUGCUCCCAGUUUGCAAAAAAUAAAAUAUGUGAAAAUUUGCUUAGGAACAGUAAAUUUCAUUUAGAUGCUGUGGAGGCAUGUCAUGCGGCAUUCUUGAUGACCAACUCGCAGUUGCACGCUGAUGCUAUGGAUGAUAGCAUGAGCGGAACAACUGCAAUUACUAUACUCGUACGAGGUACGACACUUUAUGUUGCUAAUAGCGGUGAUUCAAGAGCUGUUAUAGCCGAGAGACGGGGUAACGAAGUCGUGGCUGUUGACCUUUCAAUCGACCAAACACCAUUUAGGCCUGAUGAGAUUGAGCGGGUUAAGCUCUGUGGAGCAAGAGUUCUUACACUGGAUCAGAUUGAAGGAUUGAAGAAUCCGGAUGUGCAAUGUUGGGACACUGAAGAAGGUGAUGAUGGUGAUCCUCCUAGGUUGUGGGUGCAAAAUGGGAUGUAUCCUGGUACGGCUUUUACAAGAAGUAUAGGUGAUUCUGUUGCUGAGACAAUUGGUGUUGUUGCAAAUCCUGAAAUUGUUGUUUUGGAGCUCACCUCAGAUCAUCCUUUCUUUGUGAUUGCCAGUGAUGGGGUAUUUGAGUUUCUUUCCAGCCAAACUGUGGUGGACAUGGUCGCGAAGUAUAAGGAUCCACGUGACGCUUGUGCUGCAAUUGUUGCUGAGUCAUACCGUCUUUGGCUACAGUAUGAAACUCGUACAGAUGAUAUUACUGUGAUAGUUGUACAAGUAAAUGGAUUGACUAAUGUUGCGGUUGGUCAAUCAAUAAGUUCUGAUGUUGUUUUACGACCACCAUUGCCUCAGGUUGUAGAAUUAUCUGGAUCAGAAUCUCCAUCAGUUAUGAACUGGAAUUCUGGGAUUCAACGUGCCAGGCAAGAUAUAUCACGGGCACGACUGCGUGCUAUUGAGAGUUCCUUAGAGAAUGGGCAGAUAUGGGUCCCCCCAUCUCCAGCCCAUAGGAAGACAUGGGAAGAAGAAGCACAGAUUGAACGGGUUUUGCAUGAUCAUUUUCUUUUUAGAAAGCUUACCGAUUCUCAGUGUCAAGUUUUGUUGGAUUGUAUGCAAAGAGUUGAAGUUCAAGUUGGAGACAUUGUAGUCAAACAGGGUGGAGAAUGUGACUCUUUCUAUGUCAUUGGAAGUGGGGAAUUUGAGGUCUUAGCAACACAGGAUGAGAAAAACGGAGAAGUUCCUAGGGUUCUUCAGCAGUACACAGCUGAUAAGCUGUCAUCCUUUGGGGAGCUGGCUCUGAUGUACAAUAAACCACUCCAAGCUUCUGUUCGUGCUGUCACCAAUGGAAUUUUGUGGGAACUUAAACGAGAAGAUUUUAGAGGAAUUCUCGUGUCAGAGUUUUCUAAUUUGUCUUCAUUGAAGCUUCUGCGUUCUGUAGAUCUUCUAUCAAGAUUGACAAUUUUACAACUAAGUCAUAUUGCAGAUAUGGUUUCAGAAGUUCCCUUUUCUGAUGGACAGACAAUAGUAAAUGAGAAACAGGAACCUUUGGGCCUAUAUAUUAUCCAGAAAGGGGUUGUAAAAAUUACAUUUGACAUGGAUUUAGUGAAAUUUGAAAAUGCAUCAAGUCUCAUGUGUGAAAACCAAAAGCAGGAUGAUAUACAGAACAAAAAAAGCAUAACAGUCGGAAAGAGUGAAGGGAGCUACUUUGGGGAAUGGACACUUCUUGGGGAACACAUUGCCUCUUUGAGUGUCAUUGCUGUGGGUGAUGUGGUAUGUGCUAUCUUAACUAAGGAGAAGUUUGAUUCAGUUGUGGGUCCUUUGGCAAGGCUCUCACAGGAUAAUCUUAGGGCAAAGGGCCACCAAACAAUUCUCUCUUCAGAAUCUGUCCAAAGCUUCGACACUUUGACGCUUGAAAAUUUGCAGCUUGCUGAUUUGGAAUGGCAGACUUGCUUAUAUUCAAUGGACUGCAGUGAGAUUGGCCUAGUUCGUCUAAGAGACUCAGAUAAACUUCUUAGCUUGAAGAGGUUUUCAAAGAAAAAAAUUAAAAUGCUUGGGAAAGAAGCACAAGUAUUAAAAGAGAAGAAUCUAUUGAAGCAAAUGAAUACAGUAGCUUCAGUACCUCAAGUUUUAUGUACUUGUGCUGAUGAAAUUCAUGCUGGCAUAGUUCUGGACACAUGCCUGGCUUGCUCUGUGGUAGCAAUACUUCACAACCCCCUUGAUGAGGAGUCAGCACGUUUCUGUGCUGCAUCAGUUGUCAUUGCUCUGGAAGACUUGCACAAUAAUGGCAUACUUUAUAGAGGUGUUUCUCCUGAUGUACUAAUGUUAGACCAAACUGGCCAUAUUCAGGUACAAACGCACAUUUUGGAGACCCACCAGCUUAGGACUCCAAUCAGCAAGUUGGGAGGAGCUCCAUUGUAUCGGAGCCUAGUUUUGCUAGUGGAAUUCAGAUUUGCUAAGAAGAUUUCUUCUGAGUUGGAUGAGAGGACAUUUACCAUAUGCGGAAUGGCAGAUUCUCUAGCUCCAGAAAUAGUCCAAGGGAAAGGCCAUGGCUUUGCUGUUGACUGGUGGGCGUUGGGAACAUUGAUCUACUUCAUGCUACAAGGGGAAAUGCCAUUUGGAUCAUGGAGAGAGAGUGAACUUACAUUUGCAAGGAUUGCUAAAGGACAAUUGACACUUCCACAUACAUUCAGCCCAGAAGCUGUUGAUCUCAUUACGAAGUUACUUCAAGUUGACGAAAAGCUAAGACUCGGAAGCCAAGGUGUUGACUCUAUCAAAAGUCAUCCCUGGUUUCUUGAUGUUGAUUGGAAAGCAAUAGCAGCUCAUCGAAGUCCUGUUCCUGCAGAGAUUCUCUCUCGUAUAAGUCAACGCUUGGAAAACCAUGGUGAUGAGAACAUAGCUUCCCUACAUUCCCCUAUUCAUGACUUGGAGGAGCUUAACACUCCAGAAUGGCUUCAAGACUGGUAGCACGUGUUUAUUGUAGUUCUGCCCAUCAAAUUCCAGGAUGAUGCUACCUGCAAAAUUGACCAGCUUAUUGUUUCAUAACUGCCCCUUUUGGAGACUCAAUUCAAAUGAACUGAGUGAGGUGGUGCAUUUAGAUCAUGUUUUCGUGUUCAUCAACCAUGUGGCUCUCCUAAAGAGAAAAUGUCUAGCUGCUUUUCUUGGAUUAUAAGGUUCAUACUUGUGUUCUUUUUGAAAAUUUACCAUGCCUAUGUAAAUACGUAAUACGUAAAUCAAACAGAAAACAUGAAUUUAACGCAUCCUACCAGUCUUCCCAUCCCACCCCAUCAAAAAAGAAAAAGAAAGGAAAAAGAAAACAGAUGUAUCACUUAAAGCUUCUGGAGUGUUAAGCUUCCCAUCCAGAAGCUAUGUUGCACCAGUUUAUGAGAUUUUAGGUCUUAUAUUUGGAAAAAAAAAUGAAGAGCUUUUUGUUCUGUAAAUUUUCUCCAAAUUGGAGCUGUGUUGCUUUGUUUUUGAACCUAUUGUUCUAGUUAUUUGAGGUUUCCUGUGCCUUGUAUUAAGUAAUGCUGAUUUAACUUGUCUUGGGCCACCAAAAGCGUGAUAUGGGCAAUCGACAAAUUUCACUUUGAUGUA